This is a messenger RNA of Phytophthora nicotianae INRA-310, 778 nucleotides long. RefSeq lists its product as hypothetical. NCBI's taxonomy places the organism in Eukaryota, Oomycota, Peronosporomycetes, Peronosporales, Peronosporaceae. The transcript has a single exon. The record is from RefSeq and is a predicted model, not a curated record. Bases 1 to 639 code for a protein of 212 amino acids.
AUGGUGUCUCUCUCCAACACUUCGCUGGCAAUUCUGUUCGCUAUCAGUGCCACCUCGACGAAUGCCGACAAUCUCCGCCACGAAUCGCGCAACUUACAGGCGUACUCAACGACGACCCAGUACGCCGCUUCCAUGUUGGCAAGCGUGAACGCACAACGUGCUGCCCAGGGACUCCCUGCACUCUGUUUGAACACUAAACUGAUGGCGGCGUCAAUGCGUCACUCGACUGACAUGGCCGCGAAGAAUUUUGUAAGCCACACGGGCUCUGACGGGUCUACCAUGUCGAUGCGCGUCACUGCUGCAGGCUACAAAUGGACCAGAGUGGCUGAAAACGUUGCUGCCGGUCAAUCGAGCAUCGCUGCUGUCAUGACUUCCUGGAUGAAUUCAGCCGGUCACCGCGCCAACAUUUUGGGCGACUACACCAUGUUCGGCACUGCGUAUGCCUACAACAGUGGCAGCACGUACAAGCAUUACUGGACGCAAAACUUUGGCAAGGGCAGCACCGAGUCGUGCAGCUACGAAGAUGUCGAGUACGAGGAUGCACCGACUCCAACUCUAAAUUCGACGACGGAUUCGGAUAACUCGACGGUGGUGCUUCCCAACGAGCCAGCCCCGGAGGACAGCAAGACCGCUCUGUAAAGCACUACGAGAGGUACUAAAGUGAGCAGACAAGAAAGAGAAGAGUAGGUAUGAGCUGCUACGCUAACAAUUAUUAACAGUAAAGCUAAGAUUUACUUUAAAAACCCAGUAUCUUCAAUCUAGCUCCAAAACACCAGCA